Trypanosoma grayi is the source of this 804-nucleotide messenger RNA. Its product is annotated as Hrf1 family protein. Gene Ontology annotation, biological process: endoplasmic reticulum to Golgi vesicle-mediated transport. The record is from RefSeq and is a predicted model, not a curated record. The coding region runs from base 1 to 804 and encodes 267 amino acids. Gene Ontology annotation, cellular component: COPII-coated ER to Golgi transport vesicle; endoplasmic reticulum-Golgi intermediate compartment; endoplasmic reticulum membrane. The transcript has a single exon. NCBI's taxonomy places the organism in Eukaryota, Euglenozoa, Kinetoplastea, Trypanosomatida, Trypanosomatidae.
AUGAUGCUGCAGAUGGGGCUUCAGUACGGACAGAGUGUGCUGCAGGGCGGAGAGCAGAGCUUCAUGCGCCAUCUGCCUGUCAUAUCUGGCAUUCGCCGCUAUUUCCGCGUGGACAACCAGUACGUGAAGGGUAAGCUGGCCAUAUUGCUGUUCCCCUUCACCCGCAGGUUUCAAAGGGUGGCUCCAGUCUCCACUAGCGAUCACGAGGCGAGUGGAUUCUCCGCUCCUUAUGGCGGGGAUCCGUCGAUGAUGCCACCGGGGGUCGAGCGUUCGCCCACCUCGGCGACGGGUGGCAUGUACCCGGCGGCGCUGCCAACGAACGAUUUAUACGCGUUCGAUCUAUAUCUGCCUCUCAUGGGCGCUGUCACGUACGUCAUUCUCUCCGCAUUCCUGCAUGGACUGCACCAUAACAGCGUGACGAACGAGCACCUCUUGUCGUCUGCCUCCUCGCUGGUGUUCUGGCUCCUAUUUGAAGUUGUCUUGUUAAAGGUGGCAAGUUAUGUCCUUCGGCUUGUGCCGGACGUGAGUGUGUUGGACUUAGUCGCCCUGUGUGGCUACAAGUACAUCACGGUUUGUCUCAUUGUACUGAUAAGAGAAGUGGUGCAACUAGAGAGUGAUGCUUGGUACAUUGGCUUCUUCGUGAUGUAUGCGCUGAUUAGCAACGGCUUCUUUGUGGCCACGAUUUUGAUGCGGAUGCAUCAGCGUGAGGGACGGACUCCGUCGAACGCAAGACUGUUGGCGUACGGUGCCGCAUGCCUGCAGGUGCCGCUUGUGCUUUGGCUAGCCCUCAAACCAUUUCGAUAA